CUCGCGCGCGCCCCUGCCCACUCAUCAUGCACGAAGCCGAGGUGAAAAGCCGCGCUUCGUGCGCCGCACAAUCAUGGCAUCCCGGGAGACCUCUGCGGCCUCCAUUAGGCCGUUCCGAUCCACGGCAGGCAUGGGCACAGCCGUUUUCCACAACCAUCUCCAUCCCUGCAGCAGCUCCAAUGUUUCUCCUUCCACUCUCCAGCAGGUGCAGCUCUCUCUGGUCGUCGCGUAAGCUCAAUUGAUCACGAUCGAGCUAGCGCGGAUGGCAGAUGCUACGGUCAUGUAGUAGCUUUGGUACAAUCUACUAGCUAGUAGGUCAUAUCAUCUCCAUCCUCCAGUGGUUACUAGUGCCCUCCGACGAGGAGAGGAUGAGGGUCCGCAAGGCCAUCCUCCUCCUAAUCCAUCUCGUCCUCUUCCUCGCCGCGUCGACGUCGUUGACCUCGGCGGACAAGCCUGGCAUGGGCAUGCGGCGGCAGGUCCUUCUGCGGGAGAAGGCUACUCUCCUGUCCCUGAAGCAAGGGCUCACGCUGCCUUCGGCUUCGGCGGCGGCCUUGGCGGACUGGAACGAGUCCAACGGCCACGUCUGCAGCUUCACCGGCGUCACCUGCGACUGGCGGAGGGAGCACGUCGUUGGGCUCGACCUAUCCAACAUGGACAUCUCUGGCGCCAUUCCUCCGGUCAUUGGGGAGCUCUCGCACCUCCGGAGCCUCGACGUGUCCAACAACAGCUUCUCGGGCGUGCCGGCGUCCAUCGGCAACCUCACGCGCCUCCAGAGGCUCAUCAUGAACUACAACCGCAUCUCCGACGCCAUCCCUCCCGUCAUCAGCGACCUCUCUCAGCUCCGGUACCUCGACAUCUCCCACAAUCGCAUCUCCGGUGCCAUCCCGCCGGCCCUCGGUAGCCUCUCGCAACUCCAGAGCCUCAACAUCUCCAACAACAACAUCUCCGGCGCCGUCCCUCCGUCCAUCGGCAACCUGACGCUCCUCACGGACCUCAUCAUGUACGAGAACAUAAUCUCUGGAGGUAUCCCUCUGGCCAUCUGCAACCUCACGGUGCUUUAUAACCUCGACAUGUCAAGCAACAACCUCACCGGACAGAUUCCAGCCGAGCUCUCCAACCUCCGGAAAAUUGGCGCGCUUGACCUCAGCAGUAACCAGCUCACCGGCGGCAUACCACCAUCCCUUUCGGAGCUGACGGUCAUGUACUACUUCAGCCUCCAUCAUAACAGCUUGUCUGGCCACAUCCCAGAAGCAAUCUUCCUGAACUGCACAAUAAUGGGAGUCUUCGACCUCGGCAACAAUGACCUGUCAGGCGAGAUCCCCCGCAUGGCGUCCUCGGACACCCUCGCGGAAAAGUUUGCCGUCCUCAACCUCUACUCUAACAGGCUGACCGGAACGCUUCCACGGUGGCUCGCCAACUGCUCGCGUCUGUACAUGCUGGAUGUGGAGAACAACUUGCUCGCCGACGAGCUGCCGACAAGCAUCGUCUCGGGGAAGAUAUACCUCAUGUACCUGCAUUUGUCCGGCAACCAGUUCCGGAGCCAGGACGGCAACAGGAACCUGGAGCCAUUCUUCGCCGCGCUGUCCAACUGCUCCGCGUUACAGGAGGUCGAGGCCAGCGGCGUGGGGUUGGGCGGGCGGCUGCCGAGCCGGCUCGGCUCGAUGCUCCCGCGCGACAUGUGGCACCUCAACCUGGAGCUAAACUCCAUCGAGGGCCCGAUCCCCGCGGACAUCGGCGACGUGAUCAACAUGACGCUGAUGAACCUGUCGAGCAACAUGUUGAACGGGACCAUCCCGACGUCCCUCUGCUGGCUGCCGUUCCUGCAGCAGCUCGUGCUCUCCAACAACGCCCUGACGGGCGAGAUCCCGGCGUGCAUCGGCAACGCCACGCACCUCGGCGAGCUGGACCUGUCGGGCAACGCCCUGUCGGGGAGCAUCCCGGGCAGCAUCGGGACCCUCGUCCAGCUCACCCAUCUCUUCCUGCAGAGGAACCGGCUCUCCGGGGUGAUACCGGCGAGCAUCGGCCGCCACGCCGGCCUCCAGCACCUCGACGUCUCGAGCAACCACUUCACCGGCGUGAUACCCGAUGUGGCCACCAGCAUCCUGACGCUGAACCUUUCGCGCAACCAGCUCGGGGGCAAGCUGCCGGGUGGCCUCAUCAGCAACAUGCCGCAGGUGCAGACGAUCGACCUGUCCUGGAACAACUUCACGGGCGCCAUCGUCGCCGGCCUCGCCGACUGCGUUGAGCUGACGGUGCUCGACCUGUCGCACAACUCGCUCUCGGGCUUCCUGCCGUCGUCCCUCGGCAACCUGCAGAGCCUCGAGAACCUCGACGUCUCGAACAACUCCCUGACCGGCGAGAUCCAGAGCCUGGCCAAGUGCACCAAGCUGAGAUAUCUCAAUUUGUCGUACAACGACUUCACCGGCGUCGUGCCCACAGCCGGCCCCUUCUCAAAUUUCACCAUCCUGUCCUUCCUUGGCAACCAGCGGCUGUGCGGUCCGGUGGUCAGGCGCCUGUGUGGAAGGCGCCGCUCGUGGUACCAGUCCCGGAAGUUCUUGGUCGUCUUGUGCGUCUGCUCCGCCGUGCUGGCGUUCGCGCUGACGAUCAUCUGCGCGGUCAGCGUCCGUAAGAUCCGCGAGCGGCUCGCGGCGAUGCGGGAGGACAUAUUCAUGGGACGGCGCAGCGGCGGCUCGUCACCGGUGAUGAAGUACAAGUACCCGCGGAUCACGUACCGGGAGCUCGUCGAGGCGACGGAGGAGUUCAGCGCGGACCGGCUCGUCGGGACGGGAAGCUACGGGCGGGUGUACCGGGGCACGCUGCGCGACGGCACCAUGGUCGCCGUGAAGGUGCUGCAGCUGCAGACGGGGAACUCGACAAAGAGCUUCAACCGCGAGUGCCAGGUGCUGAAGCGCAUCCGGCACCGGAACCUGAUGCGGAUCGUCACGGCGUGCAGCCUGCCGGACUUCAAGGCGCUGGUGCUGCCAUUCAUGGCGAACGGCAGCCUGGAGCGGUGCCUCUACGCGGGGCCGCCGGCGGAGCUGAGCCUCGUGCAGCGGGUCAACAUCUGCAGCGACGUCGCCGAGGGGAUGGCGUACCUGCACCACCACUCGCCAGUCAAGGUCAUCCACUGCGACCUCAAGCCCAGCAACAUCCUCAUCAACGACGACAUGACCGCGCUCGUCUCUGACUUCGGCAUCUCCCGGCUCGUCAUGAGCAUUGGCGGGGUGGCCAAUACCGCCGACGUCGGCGCCUCCACCGCGAACAUGCUCUGCGGCUCCAUCGGAUACAUCCCUCCAGAGUACGGCUAUGGCUCGAACCCGACGACGAAGGGCGACGUGUACAGCUUCGGCGUGCUGGUGCUGGAAAUGGUGACGAGGAGGAAGCCGACCGACGACAUGUUCGAGGCCGGGCUGAGCCUGCACAAGUGGGUGAAGAUCCACUACCACGGCCGCGCCGACGCAGUGGUCGACCCGGCACUGGUGCGCAUGGUCCGGGACCAGACGCCGGAGGUGAGGAGGAUGUCGGACGUGGCCAUCAGCGAGCUGCUGGAGCUCGGCAUCCUCUGCACCCAGGAGCAACCGUCUGCGCGGCCGACCAUGAUGGACGCUGCCGACGACCUGGACCGGCUCAAGCGGUACCUCGGCGGCGACACCACGGUCACCUUCGCGUCGUCGCUGGGAUUUUCCUCGACGACAUUUGAAGACAUCGAUUGACUAGUAGGAGCAGCUAGGUACUACGAAUUUGUGAUGCAUAGCUAGCAUUCGUCCUGGAGGUAUGAUUUUAUUUUAACCAGUAAAUUAAUAUGCAAGAACAUAGGAUUAAUUCUUUGAA
Messenger RNA from Setaria italica (foxtail millet), 3831 nucleotides. Its product is annotated as putative leucine-rich repeat receptor-like serine/threonine-protein kinase At2g24130. Lineage: Eukaryota; Viridiplantae; Streptophyta; Magnoliopsida; Poales; Poaceae. The coding region runs from base 369 to 3713 and encodes 1114 amino acids. The record is from RefSeq and is a predicted model, not a curated record. Gene Ontology annotation, molecular function: ATP binding; protein kinase activity; protein binding. The transcript is spliced from 2 exons. Gene Ontology annotation, cellular component: plasma membrane. Gene Ontology annotation, biological process: protein phosphorylation; hormone-mediated signaling pathway.